This is a messenger RNA of Penicillium argentinense, 3525 nucleotides long. RefSeq lists its product as uncharacterized. NCBI's taxonomy places the organism in Eukaryota, Fungi, Ascomycota, Eurotiomycetes, Eurotiales, Aspergillaceae. The record is from RefSeq and is a predicted model, not a curated record. Bases 1 to 3525 code for a protein of 1174 amino acids. The transcript has 5 exons.
AUGCCUACCGAUGACCCUUUCGCCUUCCUGGCUGCUGAGCAGCCCAAGCCCACAAAGAAACCCCACUGGCGCGAGAAGCUCUUCUCCAAGGACAAGUCCAAUCGCUCCACCCCCGACAAACAGAUCGAAGACUUCCUCGCGACCUCGCGCCCCGAUGGCCUUGCGCCCAAGACCGACCCGGCCACCACCCCGAGAGACUAUCCGCCGCCCCAACUCGCCCACCUCGCAGGCCCCCGUGCGCCUGCCACGCACGAUCUCGCCAGCUCCAGCUCGACCUCACUACCCCCGUCGCUCCCUCCACCCCCGACCGAUGACUUUGCCGCCUUCAAUUUCGACGACCUCUCGUCCCAGCCCCCUCGCCCGCUCCCUGCUGAACCCGCCCGCAAACCCACCACCCGUCGCCGCAAAAACAAGGGCCUCCGCGUGGGCUUCUCCGACCGAGCGCCCGAAUUGAUUGGCGAAGGUGGUGAUGAGUCUGAAGCGCCAACCAUCGAGAUCUCCUACGCUCGCAAACGAGCCCUCGAGCGACAGGCCGCCAACCCUCCGCGACGGGCUCCGUCACGCUCCCCGCUACCCACCCUCCGCGUCAACACCUCGCUGGGCGAAGGUGAUGACCGUCGGCGCGGACGCACGCCCUCCCCGGCCUCGGGAGGAAGCCCGAAUUCACGACCACCGCCAUCGCAGAAUGUCCAGGAGGCGGAUUUGCUGAGUACGCUUGGCCUGGCCAACAAGCCGGGCUCGCGGUUGUCCUUCCGCGGAUCGCCCGACUCGCACUCGUUUGCGGAGCGCGUGCGAGACAAGAUGCAGGCCGAAGAAGCUCGGGCCUUGCACAAGCAUUACGAAGACGAUGUGGCGUCGCCAGCGGACGAGUACGAGGACGAUGAACUGUCGAGCCCCGAAUCGCCUCCUGAAAUGCCCGCCUCGGCGUUCAGCCCCCAGGAAUCGACGUCGCACUACGAAACCCCUCCCAUGUCCGUAACCUCUCCUCAUGCGCCCUCUCUCAAGUCCAUUGUCCAAUCGAUUCGUCACCCCUCGAGCCCAGCUGUCCACCGCAACCCCGCCAAUUUGAGCCCGGUUGACUCUCGCGUGCCGGCCGGCCUCACCCCAGGAAGCCCCUCGAAGGUCUCGCCGCCACCUCCCAAGCCGCCUGCACAUGGGACGCCCGCAGUUGACCAGUUGACAUCGCCGCAAGCGAGCCGAGAACCCUCGCGCAGUCCCAAUCCCCCCAAAUCUUCUCUGCGCAAUGUAGCCAACCAGGUGGGUGAUACGUCGUUUACGGAAUUCAAGGAUUACAUUGCUCGCUACGACAGUCUCCUGAGGUUGGCGGCUGAGAGCGUCAAGCCCUUGAUGGAGACAUCUCUGAUGGAAUGGAUCCGCGCAGGUGUGUGGUGGUUCUUGCGGGGAAAAACUCGGCUGGAAACUUUUGCCCGCUCGCGAGCCACUCUGCCGCCCAGCUAUGCGAAGCAAGCCGUCAUCGACCUCGGAAAGUCCCUGUGGAUCAAUGAGAACAUCAUCCCGGCCCAUUACGAACUGGCGCAGUACGGUCCGAAUCUGGGCAUCGAUGGCCUCCUGGCCGUGGCUAACACCACAAACAAUAAAGAUUUGGCGGAAGCUCUCACUCUGCACCAGACCACCAUGAACCACCUCCGUUCCCUUUCUAUGUCUAUCAAGCGCAAUAAUAUUAUUUCUGUGAUUCUCGCCGACGAGAACUCCCCCAGCCAACUCGAUACGAGCAUCUGGCUCCGAUACCCGUUCUUUGCCCCUGAUGUUUCGGCUGUGCUUUCUGGCAAUGCCACGCGAUCCAUGCUUGCCGAUAAGCCUGGCAAGGCCCCAAGCCUCUUCCACAUGAUGCCACUUGGAGAUACUCCUCGGUACUUCAGCUACGGCAGCCUUUUCGUCCAGGCAUGCGUCAGUUCCAGCGAUGAUGAGGGCGAGCAGUACGCCAUGCCCUGCGCCUUGACGAUCAUCCGAGAUCGAUCUGAUUGGUACGUGCAUGCCGCGAUUACGAGUCAGAGCCAACUGGUGAAUGUCAUGAUCCAGUCCGACCGCAAGCAAGGUCCCACCUGGGAGGACGUGGAUUGGCAAGUUCGCACCCACUCGAUGCGGGUGAAACUGCCUCGCGGGUUCGAGUUGAAUGUCAUGUUCAAGGAAGAAGAUUUCAAAACGCUUUGGAACAUCGUCAAGUACACGAAGAAAUCCGAGGCUAGUCUUUCGCCGGAACCGGGCGAGACGGUUGUAUUUGAGAAUACUCUGAAGGUGUUCCAGUACAUGGACUCGGGCGCCCACAAGGCAUUUCCCUCAGAGCCAUUGGAGCGAUGUCGGAUCCGCCUGUUUGAGCGUUCUGUCAAGGUGACAGAAGGAACGGGAACGCGCAAUGCCCACCGUGGUUUCCGACUGGCUAUCCUCACAAGCCCCAAGGUGAAGACGCUGAGCAGUGUUCAGCAUAUGCUGGGUCAGGGAUGGCCUGUCGUGUUCGGACUGCUGCGAGGAGAAGACGGCGCUGCCGCGCUUUUGCUCAAGGUUACCGAAGAAGGACGCCAGCGAUCCAUGUUGAUGACUUUCCACGAAGCGGAAGAACGUACGAGAAUGCACUCGGUGUUGUUGGGUAUGGCGCCCCGCGAGGGCGAGGCCAAGACGCCCGAGUUCCCUAUCCGGUCCUACACCAUUGAGCAACCCGGCGAAGGAAGUGGCCAGGCCGCCAUUAAUCAUCUCCAAUUCCCCGCCGGCAAUGUCUUGGUGAUUGAUCAGGACAACGCGUAUGUGGAGCAUGGCUAUGGACCGACCAUCCUGUCUGAACAUCUCAGAGCGUUUAUCGCUACUGAAUGGGGCUCUGUUACGGACCGUAUUAACUUGGGCCCUGGAGAGCUGAAGAUCGGGCUGGAUGUCAAGAGCAAGACGGGCAUGAGCUUGUACCGUCCCGCGCAGCAGGAUCUGACGGUUUCGCUGGCGGACAAUCUCGUUCGCCCGGAGAUGCCGGAGCAAGUGGCUGAAUUCCUUCAGAAGAUUACUGCCAAGCCGAUGGUUCGUCGGCUGGACUUUGCCUCUAUGCAAGCUCUACAUGCCUUUGAAGAAGCAGUGACUGGUUUUUCGGUUAUCUAUGAUGGUACCGCGUCUUCUUUCACCAUCUCUCGCCGCCGCUCGGUGGUCCCCAUCUACAAGAAAUGGGAGGCCAAUCUCGCCCGCGUCCAGAUCGUGCGACAAGAAAAGGUGGUCCAACUGCUCGCCUUCUUCGCGGACUUCCACCACGGCUCCUGCAUGAACUUUGUCCUCAAGGCUGCCGAUCAUAUCGAGUCGUUUGGCCGGUCUGGCAAAUUCGGCAUUCGCAUUGUUGACGCCAAAUUCGCUCUACCGCGGAAGCCCGAAGAACCGGGCGCCGACUUUGUGUGUCUGGAUAUGCCUGAAUAUCCGAUCGAACAUGACGAUAUUGCUAUUACGUUUGAUUCGGAGGCUGACCGCACCAACUUCAAGGUGGCCCUACCUGGCUCGGUCCGUGAACCAUCCCGCAUGGGAUCACUGCGUCGAUGA